CUAAAAACACAUUCCUUGUGUACUGUACUCUAAUAGAAGACAGGAGUUCCAGAGCAUCCCAUGGAAACACAAGCUGAUUGUGUGUCUCAGGAACCUCAGCUCCUGCAUGAGACACCACUUUCUCCCAAAGUUCCUGCUUCUCUUGAUGAAGGUAAUCUGGGAGACCAGAUGUUGGCCACCUCACUUCUAAAAGCCAAGUCCCAGGAACUGGUGACAUUUGAGGAUGUAGCUGUGUACUUCAUUCGGAAGGAAUGGAAACGUCUGGACCCUGCUCAGAGAGACCUCUACAGGGAUGUGAUGCUGGAGAAUUACGGGAAUGUGUUUUCACUGGAUGGUGAGACCAGAACUCAGAAUGAUCAAGAAAUUUCUGAAGCUGCAGAAUCACAUGGAGUCAUACUGGGAAGAUUCCAAAAAGAUGUUCCUUCAAGUCUCAAAUUUGGAGAAGCCUGUGAAUGGGAAGGCAAUUUAGAGAGGCAACUGGGAAACUCAAUGGAGGAAAGACUGAGGAGAAAGAUGGGAGAUUUUAGGCAAGUGAUAGUUGAGGACCAGAAAAUUCCCACAGGUGAGAGAGUUCAGCAAUACAAAGAAUUUGGGAGUAGUUUUAGUCUUAAUUCAAACCUUGUUAUUCAUCAGAGAGGCUCUGUGGGAGAUAAACCCCAUAAAUGUGAUGAAUGUGGCAAAAGCUUUAAUCGAACUUCAGACCUCAUUCAGCAUCAGAGAAUCCACACAGGGGAGAAGCCCUACGAAUGUAAUGAGUGUGGGAAAGCCUUCAGUCAAAGCUCACACCUUAUUCAGCAUCAGAGAAUUCACACUGGAGAGAAACCUUAUGAAUGUAAUGACUGUGGAAAAACCUUCAGUUGUAGCUCUGCCCUUAUUCUACAUAGGAGAAUCCAUACUGGAGAGAAGCCCUAUGAAUGUAAUGAGUGUGGAAAAACUUUUAGUUGGAGUUCAACUCUUACUCAUCAUCAGAGAAUCCAUACUGGGGAAAAACCUUAUGAAUGUAAUGAAUGUGGGAAAGCAUUCAGUCGGAGCUCAACGCUUAUUCAUCAUCAAAGAAUUCAUACUGGAGAGAAGCCCUAUGAAUGUAAUGAAUGUGGAAAAGCCUUUAGUCAGAGCUCACAUCUUUAUCAGCAUCAGAGAAUCCACACAGGAGAGAAACCCUAUGAAUGUAGGGAAUGUGGUGGAAGAUUCACCUAUAGCUCAGGUCUUAUUCAGCAUCAGAGAAUUCAUACAGGGGAGAAUCCCUAUGAAUGUAGUGAGUGUGGGAAAGCUUUCAGGUAUAGCUCAGCCCUUGUUCGUCAUCAGAGAAUACACACUGGAGAGAAAUCUUUGAAUGUGAUGACUAUGGGCAAAGGCUCCAUCAGAGUUGCUGCAUUAAAUAUCAGGGAAUCCAUCCACAUGAGAGAGUGAGAGCCUGCUUCCCGGGUAAAAACAAUGAAUACAAGAAAACCUUUGGUUGGAGCUUGUUCUUAAGAGUCUUGACAAAGUCCAUCCUGAGGAAUAUUCUAUGAAUAUGAAGAAUGUGGGAAGUUUCCUCUUAACUGGAACUCUGCCACCAUAAAGUGAAGUGUAUGGGGCAAAAGACCUUGACCUCUAUCCCAUCUGAGCCAAUGAAGAGGGGCCAGCAAUCUAGGUAGCUUCCUCCAGGAUUGGUCUGAGUUAUGAAAGUAAAACUCCCCAAAGAAUAGUUGAUUGAAUGCUAAGGAUAGAAGGGAACUCUGGUCCUGAUAAUAUUUCUUGGAAAGGAGUUUACCAUUCACCUUUAUAUAUAUAUAUAUAUAUAUACACACACACACACACACACAUCAGGGGAACUUUUUUGGAAGAAAAAAAUAAAUUUCAUGGCCUCAUUUUCAACAACUAGACAGAUUGUAGGGGUGAGGAUAUUGUUAGGAAGGGAAAAUGUAGGCUAUCUCAAAAAAUAGUUUUUCUACUAUCUACUGAAGGGGAUUUCCUACCAUAUCUCUAAAGGAAGUGGGGGAAUGUAAUGUGGGUCCUGAGGAAUGGUCAUCACUAUUCAGAGACCAAAACAAUGCAAGAAAGUUUUGGGUCUCAUUUGUCCUCAAUGAGAAUAUGGCAACAGUUUGGGUUCUUGGACCAGGAUGGCUUUCCAAGCUUCCUAGAUUGUUUUCCUAAUCCUUAUUUCCCUUCCAAUACAAAUGAAACGCUAUAUCACUUUUUCAGUCUAUUGAAACAAGUGUUUUGGUGUGAAUGAAUGAAUAUGAAUACAUUUUUGUUUCAGGAUGCAAGCAUUUCUCCUCCACUUCCCCUUCCCCCCAAUAAACCAGGAAACUUAUCUUGGCUGUGGUUUUGACCUUUUUAAAAACUAUCCAAUUUAACCAUACUCAUUCUUCCUUUCUCUGUUCUUUUUGAGAGUCCCAGCACUUAUCUGUUUCUUGUGUGUACACAACAUCUGAGGCCACUGGGAAAGAUGGAUCAAGAUUAGCUGAGGCAGCAGUAGCCCUGGAACUUAGCCUUGCCGGAGAGAA
Messenger RNA from Gracilinanus agilis (Agile Gracile Mouse Opossum), 2489 nucleotides. RefSeq names its product zinc finger protein 3 (gene ZNF3). The record is from RefSeq and is a predicted model, not a curated record. Gene Ontology annotation, biological process: regulation of DNA-templated transcription. The transcript has 4 exons. NCBI's taxonomy places the organism in Eukaryota, Metazoa, Chordata, Mammalia, Didelphimorphia, Didelphidae. The coding region runs from base 61 to 1410 and encodes 449 amino acids.